AUGGCUUAUCAAAAAGCGCGACGAUAUGAUAGCAGAACGACGAUCUUCUCCCCAGAGGGGCGUCUGUACCAAGUGGAAUAUGCCAUGGAGGCCAUCUCGCACGCUGGAACAGUCCUCGCCGUGAUGUCGAAGGAGGGUAUCGCCAUGGCCGCGGAGAAGAAAGUGACAGGGAAACUCCUCGAUCUCUCUCUCGCACCAGGUGGUGAAGGCAUGGGCGGUGUCGGCACUGAAGCAUGGGGUGGAGGCGGAGAGAAGAUCUUCCUCUUGAACAACAACAUCCUCGCUGGUCUCGCUGGUAUCACUUCUGACGCCAAUUCGCUCGUCAACUUUGCCCGAAACAGCGCGCAACGGCAUUUGUUCACAUACGAUGAAGACAUCCCCGUCGAAAUGCUCGUUCAGCGCCUGUGCGACAUGAAGCAGGGCUACACGCAAUUCGGAGGUCUGCGUCCUUUCGGUGUUGCCCUUCUUUAUAUGGGCUGGGACCCGCUGCACGGUUUCCAGCUGUACCAGUCUGAUCCUUCCGGCAACUACUCGGGCUGGAAGGCGACGUGUAUCGGUUCCAACCACUCGGCGGCGACCUCGUUGUUGAAGCAGGACUACAAGGACGAUCUGUCGCUUGAGGACGCGCGGCAGCUGUGUUUGAAGGUGAUGAGCAAGACGAUGGACAGUACCAAGCUUGGAAGCGAGAAGCUCGAGUUCGCGACGAUGACCCUCCACCCUACCACCCGUCAACCCCUCGCCAAGAUCUACCGGCCUUCCGAGCUGGACGAGCUGCUGCGGAAGUACGAGCUGGGCGGGACGAAGGAUGACCAGAUUGGAGCGGGAGAGGGAUCGGGCGGAGGUGGUGGACAAGAAGGAGGCAACAUUUCGUUGUCGACAUAG
Dioszegia hungarica is the source of this 882-nucleotide messenger RNA. Its product is annotated as putative proteasome subunit alpha type 4. The record is from RefSeq and is a predicted model, not a curated record. Bases 1 to 882 code for a protein of 293 amino acids. The transcript is spliced from 9 exons. Lineage: Eukaryota; Fungi; Basidiomycota; Tremellomycetes; Tremellales; Bulleribasidiaceae. Gene Ontology annotation, cellular component: cytosol; nucleus; proteasome core complex. Gene Ontology annotation, biological process: ubiquitin-dependent protein catabolic process.